Messenger RNA from Trametes versicolor FP-101664 SS1, 186 nucleotides. RefSeq lists its product as uncharacterized. Lineage: Eukaryota; Fungi; Basidiomycota; Agaricomycetes; Polyporales; Polyporaceae. The transcript has 3 exons. The coding region runs from base 1 to 186 and encodes 61 amino acids. The record is from RefSeq and is a predicted model, not a curated record.
AUGGCCCUCGUUAUGCCCACUGUGGAUCACCACAUAUCACAAUCAGCAUUUGACCCCUUGGCUGUCCAGCGCGGAGGUGAAACGUACCGCGCGGGCGUGGGCAGGGUGGAACAUCCUCCAGCGCGCUCCACCGCCCGAGCGGCCGAUGCAUAUAUCGUGUGCAUCCUCGUCUACGAUACAGAGUAG